This is a messenger RNA of Oikopleura dioica, 567 nucleotides long. The record is from the annotation of a GenBank genome assembly. Lineage: Eukaryota; Metazoa; Chordata; Appendicularia; Copelata; Oikopleuridae.
AUGCUUGUUUUACUCGUAUCGGAUCUACAUAUGCCAGAACGAUCACCAAAUGUUCCAAAAAAGUUCCGAGAGCUACUCGUCCCUGGAAAGAUUCAACACGUCCUUUGCAGUGGAAAUUUGACCUCAAGAACGAGCCUUGAUUUCUUGAGGAAUAUCGCUGGAGAUGUCCAUGUGGUCAGGGGCGAUUGCGAUAGAUCAGAGACUUCGUGGCCUGAUGAAAAAGUUGUUCGAAUUGGAAACUUAUCAAUUGGCAUGAUUCACGGGCACCAAGUCUUCCCUAACAACUCCCAAAAAGCCCUCGAAGCUGUACGAAGAUCCCUGCAAGUCGACAUUCUUGUUCAUGGGAGUACACACGAACAAAAGGUUGAUGAAAUCGACGGAAAUUUGUUCAUCAAUCCUGGGAGUUUAACGGGUGCUUCAACGUCUUCAGGGGACAAAUGCCAGCCUGCUUUUGCCCUGCUGGAUAUAAAUGGCUCUGCGUGUACGCUUUACAGAUAUAAACUUGGCAGCGAUAAUAAAGUGGAUGUUCAACCUCUUGAGUUCAAAAAGCGAUGUCCAGCAGCCUAA